This is a messenger RNA of Penicillium chermesinum, 900 nucleotides long. RefSeq lists its product as uncharacterized. Gene Ontology annotation, biological process: chromatin organization. The record is from RefSeq and is a predicted model, not a curated record. Gene Ontology annotation, cellular component: nucleus; HIR complex. The transcript has a single exon. Lineage: Eukaryota; Fungi; Ascomycota; Eurotiomycetes; Eurotiales; Aspergillaceae. Bases 1 to 900 code for a protein of 299 amino acids. Gene Ontology annotation, molecular function: nucleosome binding; protein binding.
AUGGCGAGCUGGGUGGCAUUGAAUGUCGAGCCCGAUGAGGGGAAUGAAGAUGAGGUUGACGAUACGAAGGAGCUGCAGAUCGAAGAGGCCCUCAAGCUUUACCAGAAUGCUUUGAAGCUUCACUCUCAAGGACCCGAGUUCUAUGCUCAGGCCGCCGAAGCCUACGACGAUUUGUUAGACUCCGAGAUCUUCAAAUAUCCUGAGUCGACAUCCGAGUUCCAACGUGCGUUGGUCCCUGAUACUCCGCAAGCAGACGAGGUUGAAGAAGUCACUACCGAUGCCAUUGGCGAAUUCAAUGUGAACGACUCAACAUCGAGCCUAUUCCAAACCCUCUACCUAUCGCACAAAAACUACGGGAAAUUCCUCCUUGAUUCGACCCAGGAAACGCUACGAACGGUCACACCGGACGCGAAAACAACGCAAAAACGAAUCAGUGUCACAAAGAAAGCGUUGAGGUCAUUCGCCGAAGCUUUGGAGCGGGACGAUACUGAUCUCAACCUAUGGAGGCAAAGCGCACGGCUGGGUAGUGCUUUGGAGAGUUAUCGAUUGACCCGCUUUUGUCUCGAGAGUGUGCUCGCAGACGACGAAAAUCGUCUUGACCUUCGCUCCGAACAACUUGGCCUUGAGGAAAUAUUUUCAGAGGAACGCUUGCGGGCCACACUCCGAUCUCUCUUUGAUGAGCUGUCUGCUUCUCAGAUUCCCACUAAGAAGCCGAAGAAAGCUCUCUUGAAAUACCUGAAGCAGCAUGAAGACACUUAUCCAUACCUCCCAAACCUUCCAGACGAUAUUCAGGACCUGAAUCCAUCCAAAGGUCCCCUUGCGUUAUCUGUCUCCCCCGAGAACUCAGUCCAGCCGAAGCAACAUGGGAUUCUGUCGGGAAAGCAAUCAUUCAAGCGUUAG